Messenger RNA from Staurois parvus, 420 nucleotides. Lineage: Eukaryota; Metazoa; Chordata; Amphibia; Anura; Ranidae. The record is from the annotation of a GenBank genome assembly.
AUGACCUCGGAUGGAGUAUAUUUGAUAUAUCCCAAAGGAUAUUAUUCAGUUCCAGUCCCAGUCUACUGCGAUAUGACCACUGCGAAGGGACCAUGGACAGUAUUUCAGAAAAGGUUUGAUGGAAGUGAGAAUUUUUUUCGAGGCUGGGAAGACUACAAGUCUGGAUUUGGACAUGCCGACAAAGAAUAUUGGUUGGGUCUGGAGAACAUCUACCACCUCACCCUGCAGAGGUCCUACCGCCUGCGCAUCGACCUCACAGAUUUUGACAAUGACUCCCGUUUUGUGAUCUACAAUAAAUUUGCCCUCUCGCCGCUCGCCAUCUCAGCUGAGGAAGACAACUACAAACUGUAUAUUGAUGAGUUUGAGGAAGGAGAUCCAUCCAGGCCAGCUGGUGAGGAAUCAAAGCAGGAGUAUGGAUAG